Menidia menidia (Atlantic silverside) is the source of this 1413-nucleotide messenger RNA. The record is from the annotation of a GenBank genome assembly. Lineage: Eukaryota; Metazoa; Chordata; Actinopteri; Atheriniformes; Atherinopsidae.
AUGGUGAUCCCUCCCAGAGCUCCUGCUCCGCACUCUGGAGCUGUCUUCUCUGAGGGUCAGACCGGAUUGCAUCCCCCUCUUUUGCACAAGCCUCCUCAACCCCCUUUGGGCGAAAAACCCCUCUCCCACCCACCUUCACCAGCGACCGCCGUCACCACGCGCUCUCAUACACACACACACACACUACUACACCCCGACAACCAGCGCUCAGGUUUUUUUUCUGACGUGCCGGGCACUCUCUCUCGCGAAGUCGAGGUCUUUCGGGCAGCGCCGGUGAUGGAAAGCAGAGAGGAGGCGGCGAGGCUGGCGGAGGGAGGUCAGCGUGGCGGCCGCGGCCCCGGUCUGUCGGAAGCCAUCGGGAGCCCCGGGAGAGAACCGCAGGGGAAGCCGAGCCACAAGGGCUGCCUCAGCCCCGUCUCCGCGCCCUACUCCCGGGACAGGACCGAGCUGGCGGUGGAGGAGAGCGCACGGAGGACUAUGUGCGCGGACAUGAGGGCGGUUGUGGGCACGUCUUCGUCUGCCCAGAGGCACCGGGCUGAGCUCCCCCACCAUAAGGACGCCAGCAGCUCAGACACGGAGUCAGACUUCUACGAGGAAAUUGAUGUCAGCUGCACGCCUGAAAGCAUGGACUACUCAGCAGCUAAAGGUCGAAAUGGGGAUUCUCCGGGUCACCCGAGUGAAACUGGCGUUGACCCAGGUAAGGCCGUCCCGGGCCAGGGCUCUCUGUCCUACUCGGCAGACCAGAUCCGGAGGUACCGGACGGCCUUCACCCGGGAGCAGAUCGCCCGGCUGGAGAAGGAAUUUUACCGGGAGAACUACGUGUCGAGGCCUCGGAGAUGCGAGCUCGCGGCCGCCCUAAAUCUACCUGAGACCACCAUCAAGGUGUGGUUUCAGAACCGGAGAAUGAAGGACAAACGUCAGCGUCUGGCCAUGACGUGGCCUCAUCCCGCCGACCCGGCCUUCUACACCUACAUGAUGAGCCACGCGGCGGCCACGGGGAACCUGCCCUACCCCUUCCCAUCCCACCUGCCCCUGCCCUACUACUCCCCCCUCGGUGUGGGCGCUGGUUCGGGUCCGGCUGCAGCCCCUUUUUCGAACCCCCUGCGCUCGCUCGACGGUUUCCGGGUGUUGUCGCAUCCCUAUCAGAGGCCGGAGCUGCUGUGCGCCUUCAGACACCCCUCCAUGUACCCGGGGCCCCCCCAUCACGGCCUGGGCCCCGGAGGCAGCCCCUGCUCCUGCCUGGCCUGCCACUCCGGCCAGUCGAACGGUCUCUCGACCAGGCCCUCCGGCUCGGACUUCAGCUGCUCUCCGACCAGCAGGACAGACGCUUUCGUCACUUUCUCGCCCUCGGUGCUCAGCAAAUCCUCGUCUGUGACAUUAGACCAGAGGGAGGAAGUGCCUCUGACCAGAUAG